UCCCUCACACCUCACGCCCACUGGACAGUAAGAGCGCGGUCGGGAAACGGAAGGAAUCGCAGUAGCAGGAAACUCGGUGGCACUUUCUGCGCUGCUGCUCUGCAUGACCACAGGGUGACGGUCGCCUCUUCAGGAAUACACACCACCAGGAAAUCGUAGUUCAAAGUGACCGUCCGGGCACGCCUUCACCUCUACUGUUGUAAUUCCAGGCUAAGGAGUUGAGGGGUGAUGGAUUGCCCUUCAGAUCUUUUCCAGCAGCAGCCGUCCCAGGUGUGCCACUUUGAUCUGUACCAUAGUCCAUCAGAGUCAACCUCUACUGGCCCCAUCAUUUCUCCUCUUCUGCACCCCAACAGUGCCUCCCAGAGGUGGGGUGGAUAUAGGCAGGGACAGUGCUUAUUCUCAGAUAUGCCAACACAGGAGGAGGAACAGGAGGUGGAUGCGGACAGGUUUGGGAGAAAAUCAGCUACAGGAGGAACCCCAAUUCCGCAGUACCGAAUUGGAGAUAGGAGAAGAGGUUCUGGUGACUGGAGUCAGGACCUUCUCAGAGUGAAGCAACUUAGAGUGGACAGUUCUGUAAAAAGAGAAGCAGAGGCAGAAAGAGAUGGGCAUAGAGGAAGGAGGAGUGUAGCUCAAUUGGAAAGUGCAGAGAAGAGUGCUGAGGAAAGAGGGCGGAGGAAGAAGAGCAGGGAGGGAAGACAGCGGCAACGGCGUGAGCUGAAACUCCAGUUAGAGGAAACCAGAGGGAAGCUGCUAGAGCUUCAGCGCAAAGUGUGGCAAGUAUAUGGAGAACAUCAUGUGGAAGAAGAGAAAGGAGGAGAAGGAGAUGACGGAGUGAUGGAUGAAACAGCAGAGAUGUUCUCUGAAGGAGAAACAGAUGAUCAUCUCAGCAGUGGGUUGUAUCCUCCCCUGGGUGUUAAUGAAAAAAACCAUGAAAGUACAGGGAGUCAGAAUUCUGAGGUGUUUCAUGAACCUCCUGUGGAUUUGGACCUUGACAUGGAACUUGAUGGAGGUGGAGUGUGGCUAGGCUGCAGUCUGGUACAUGGGGAGUGGGAGAAUGUAGGUGGUAGUGAAAAAUUUGCCCAGGCUCUUAAGCAGGAGCUGUCCAGUGCAGUAGCUCGAGUCAUUGACAGGGUUCUCCAUCUCUAUGCUGAAACUAACCAAACACCACCAUCCAGUGCAAUGCUAGCCCAGGAGAUUCCCACUAGUAGGACAAUAGACCCAGACAAGAAGCAUAGGCCUGGGAUGGCUGUCAAUAUGACAGAUCAAGCUGAAGCACUGCCACUGGUUGCAAAGAGAGCUCAAGAGAAAAGGCACCCCCUAAUUCAAGGCAGACAAAAGAACCUCCUGAUGCCUCAAGCUAACUCCAGCUUACCCCUCUUACCCCAGCCUCAUCUUUCUGCACUCUUACCUCCAAGGAGCAAAGACUCCUUCCUGCAGUCCUGCCCUCCAAAUCCUCCUCCGCUGCCCCUACCUCUUCUCCAUUACACCAUGCAACACCUCUUUACUCGUUCGCUUUCUAGUAUGCCGCUCCACAAAGACGGGCUCCACAACGAACCCUUUAUGGACUUUCGCUCACACAACCCCUCAUUCCCUCCCCUGCCUCUGCUUGGCCAGUUAAACCCACCUCUUGGAGAUAGAGGGAGAGAUGAGGGGAUGAGAGUAGGAAUUGAUGGAGGAGAUUCAGCUCUUUAUCUUGGUCCUGGGGCAUCUCAGGAGGGUCUCUCUCCAUGUCAUCUGAAGAAAGCCAAGCUAAUGUUCUUCUACACACGCUACCCCAGCUCCAACACACUCAAGACUUACUUCCCUGAUGUCAAGUUUAACCGCUGUGUCACCUCUCAGCUCAUUAAGUGGUUUAGUAACUUCCGGGAGUUCUUCUACAUUCAGAUGGAGCGCUUUGCACGUCAGGCAGCUCGUGAGGGUCCUGUCACAGCCAGAGAAAGGGGACUGCGUCUGAGCCGAAACUCUGAGCUCUUUCGCAUUCUGAACAUGCACUACAACAAGAGCAAUGACUACCAGGUUCCAGAUAGGUUUGUGGAGGUGUCUGAAGUGGCACUACGGGAGUUCUUCACUGCUAUCCAGAGCGGACGUGAUGCUGACCCCUGCUGGAAAAAAUCCAUCUACAAAAUCAUCUGCAAACUUGACAGCCCUGUGCCUGACAGCUUCCGCUUGCCAGGCUGCCCCAUGGACACUCACCGCAUGGUCUAAAGAUGUUCAUGAGCAGGGUCGCUCUCUCAGACACACACACACACACACACACACAUACACACAUAUCCUAUUUUAAGGAUUAAUGUGGAUAAAUAGACAAACACAUUGACCAAAUGGAUUGGAGUUGGCAUAAACACCCACUCACCUAUUACCUGAUAAGAAUCAGUUCAGAUACUAUUCAAACACAUUACAUGCCAAAAGUCUGAAAGCAAAACAAGCUUUUCAAAAGUAAGCAUGAUUCCACCCCCUAAGAAAUUACAGGGCAUAAUGUGUUUUUAAGGCAAAGCUUUUAGUUAAAUAUAUGCAGUGAUAUUCUACUAACUGACUAUUCAUUUGGUUUUGCAUUUGACAUUUAAAAUGGAGUUUUACUGCAAUCAUACAUAGGUGAGCUCACAUUCAGACGCACCUGAAAAACUGAUUCGGGUAUGUUAAAUUAGGAGAAAAUAGUUAAGUUUUGAAUGUUAAAAUUCAAAAACCAUGAAUACCAGGCUUUUUAAAAUAUAGCAUGUUAAAAUAUGAGCUCAUUAUUGCAAAGACAUUAUACAUGUUGUGUGCUUGCUUCCGCACUUUUGGCCUGUAGUGUAUACAUACCUGCUAAAAUAUCACAUAUACCAUUUGUAUAAUCUGAGUGAAUUCGUGGUGAUUUUUUGCCUUCCAGAUUUAAGAGACAGAAAUAAAUAUAGCAGAAAUGAUGAGAAAGUCUAUGGCCUUUUUGAAUGUAUAAACACUAAACAGGUCAUUGACAGACAUCAUGGAAUAAUUUUGGCUAUACUGUUCCAGAGCAUUAUUUGGAGAGAUUUAAAAGGCUUUUUCUAUUUAACGUGCUGAAACCUUAUUUACAUGUAUUUAUCAAGAAAAUGACAAGAAAACUACCGUGGCCCUUGAUGUGGUUCAUUGCAAUUUUAUAUUCAGUUUGCUUAUUUGUCGUUAUGUUAGAAACUAUGUGGCUAUUUCAUAAGACAUUGUGAGUGUACAAAUGUGAAUUUUGAUGUGAUCGUACUACUUGUAAUUAAAUGUGAAAGUCCAAGCAGUUAUAGUAGAAAAUUUUAUUACAUGCAUGUAAAACUACACAAAUGCCAUUGUGUACUUGACACUUACACAUGUUAAAUUUUUGUAUAUCCUGUGCAAGGAUCAGAAAAAUAUCCUUGUGUAGAAAAAGAGUAGAAAGGUGGCAGGGUCAACACAUGCUGCCAAAACAAACUAAAUUUUGCCACCGUGCUUAUAUACCUUAUACCCUAGAUAAGUUUACUACA
Messenger RNA from Tachysurus vachellii, 3458 nucleotides. RefSeq names its product prospero homeobox 3 (gene prox3). The coding region runs from base 229 to 2205 and encodes 658 amino acids. Gene Ontology annotation, cellular component: nucleus. The record is from RefSeq and is a predicted model, not a curated record. The transcript has 5 exons. Gene Ontology annotation, biological process: regulation of transcription by RNA polymerase II. Gene Ontology annotation, molecular function: DNA-binding transcription factor activity, RNA polymerase II-specific; RNA polymerase II cis-regulatory region sequence-specific DNA binding. Lineage: Eukaryota; Metazoa; Chordata; Actinopteri; Siluriformes; Bagridae.